Messenger RNA from Phalacrocorax carbo (great cormorant), 6382 nucleotides. Lineage: Eukaryota; Metazoa; Chordata; Aves; Suliformes; Phalacrocoracidae. The record is from RefSeq and is a predicted model, not a curated record.
GCCCCCCCCGGUGUCGCAGCAGAGCCCCCCCAGCAGGGCCCCCUCCCCUCCCCGGCGGGGUUUGGGGUGCCGGGGGGGGGGGGGUCUCACGCCGCGGCCCCCCCAGGUCCGGGACGACAACCGGCGGCUGCACCCCUGCCUGGUGGGCUUCCAGAGCCUGCCCGAGCCCGAGCGCAGCUACAACCUCCAGAUGUCGGGGGAGACCCUCAAGACCCUGCUGGCGCUGGGCUGCCACGUGGGCAUGGCCGACGAGAAAGCCGAGGAGAACCUCAAAAAGGUCAAACUCCCCAAAACGUACACGAUGGCCAACGGGUACAAGCCGGCGCCGCUGGACCUGGCGCACGUGCGGCUGACGCCGGCGCAGCUGGCGCUGGUCGAUCGCCUCGCCGAGAACGGGCACAACGUGUGGGCGCGCGACCGCGUCCAGCAGGGCUGGACCUACAGCACCGUCCAGGACAUCAAGCGCAAGCGCAACCCCCGCCUGGUGCCCUACCACCUGCUGGACGAGCGCACCAAGCGCGCCAACCGCGAGAGCCUGGGCCAGGCCGUGCGCACCCUGCUGGGGCACGGCUACAACGUGGAGCCCCCCGACCCCGAGAGCCCCGCCCAGGGGGUGCCGCGGGGCCGGGGGGACAGGGCCCGCAUCUUCCGCGCCGAGCGGGGCUACGCGGUGCGCGCCGGCAAGUGGUACUUCGAGUUCGAGGCCGUCACCACCGGGGAGAUGCGGGUGGGCUGGGCGCGCCCCCACCUGCGCCCCGACGUCGAGCUGGGCGCCGACGACCUCGCCUACGUCUUCAACGGGCACCGGGCGCAGCGCUGGCACGUGGGCAGCGAGCCCUUCGGCCGCACGUGGCAGGCGGGGGACGUGGUGGGCUGCAUGAUCGACCUGGCCGAGAGCCACAUCACCUUCACCCUCAACGGGGAGGUCCUCAUCAGCGACGCCGGCUCCGAGCUGGCCUUCAAGGACUUCGACGUGGGCGAGGGCUUCGUGCCCGUGUGCAGCCUGGGGCUGGAGCAGGAGGGGCGGCUCAACCUGGGCCAGGAGGUGGGCAGCCUGCGCUUCUUCAGCAUCUGCGGGCUGCAGGAGGGCUACGAGCCCUUCGCCAUCAACAUGAAGCGGCCCAUCGCCCUCUGGUUCAGCAAGAGCCUCCCCCAGUUCGUACCGGUGCCCCCCGACCACCCCCAGCUGGAGGUGACGCGGAUGGACGGGACGGUGGAGACCCCGCCGUGCCUGCGGCUGGCCCACCGCGCCCCCGGCUCCCCGGCCGCGCCGCCCGAGCUCCUCUUCCUCCGCCUCAGCCUCCCCGUCCAAUUCCACCCCCGCUUCCGCUGCACCCCCGGGGCCACCCCCCUGCCCCAGGCGCCCCCCGAGCCCCCCGAGGACGCCAGCCUCGAGCCCCUCUCCGAAUUCGAGCGCCUCCGUCGCUCGGCCGGGCCCCGGCACCCCGAGGGCGAGGGCGAGGGCGAGAAGGGGCCCGGGGGGACUCCCCCCACCCCGGCCCCCCGGGACCAGCCCCGUGCCGAGAACGAGAAGGAUGCGACCACCGAGAAGGGCAAGACCCGGAGGGGGUUUCUGUUCAAGGCCAGGAAGACCCCCUUCGCGCCCCCCCCCGCCGUACCCACCGUCCCCCGCCUCGAGGAGGACGUGGUCCCCGACGAGCGCGACGACCCCGAGGUCAUCAUGAACACCACCACGUACUACUACUCGGUGCGGAUCUUCGCGGGGCAGGAGCCCUCCAGCGUCUGGGUGGGCUGGGUGACCCCCGACUUCCACCAGCACGACCCCGCCUUCGACCUGUCCCGUGUCCGCACCGUCACCGUCACCAUGGGCGAUGACAAGGGCAACGUGCACGACAGCAUCAAGCGCAGCAACUGCUACAUGGUGUGGGGGGGGGAGUUCGCCAGCAGCGCGCAGCAGGCGCGCGUCACCCACGCCGACCUGGUCAUCGGCUGCCUGGUGGACCUGGCCACCGGCCUCAUGACCUUCACCGCCGACGGCAAGGAGAUCAACACCUUCUUCCAGGUGGAGCCCAACACGAAGCUCUUCCCGGCCGUCUUCGCCCUCCCGACCAGCCAGAACGUCGUCCAGUUUGAGCUGGGCAAGCUCAAGAACAUCAUGCCCAUCUCGGCCGCCAUGUUCAGCAGCGAGCGGAGGAACGCGGAGCCGCAGUGCCCGCCGCGGCUGCUCAUCCAGCUCCUGACGCCCGUCACCUGGAGCCGCGUGCCCACCCAGGCCCUGGCCGUGGAGACCACCCGCCUGGGCGAGCGGCAGGGCUGGCUGGUGGAGUGCGCCGAGCCCCUCGUCAUGAUGGCCCUCCACAUCCCCGAGGAGAACAGGUGCAUCGACAUCAUGGAGCUGUCGGAGCAGCUGGAGCUGCUGCGCUUCCAGUGGCACACGCUGAAGCUCUACUGCGCCGUGUGCGCCCUGGGCAACAACCGCGUGGCCCACGCGCUCUGCAGCCACGUCGACCAGGCGCAGCUGCUCUUCGCCAUCGAGAGCCCCGAGCUGCCGGGGCCGCUGCGCGCCGGCUACUACGACCUGCUGCUGGCCAUGCACCUCGACGCCGCCCAGCGCGCCCGCGCCUCCAUGAGCGCCGAGUUCAUCAUCCCCAUGACCGAGGCCACCAAGAGCAUCACCCUCUUCCCCGGCGGCGGGCGAGCGCCCGGACCCCCCGGCGUAGGCCCCAGCGCCUGUUUGCGACCCCAGCCCCAUUUCGCCGAGCCUUGCUUCGUCCUGGCGGCCGGCGGCGGGCGGGCGCCGCUCAGCCCCGGCAUCCCGCUGGGGGCUCUGGGGGCCCGCGCCAUCCGCAUGCUGGCCGAGGCGGUGGCCGGGGGGGGCCCCCACGCGCGGGACCCCGUGGGGGGCAGCGUGGAGUUCCAGCUGGUGCCGGUGCUGAAGCUGGUGUCGGCGCUGCUGGCCGUGGGCGCGCUGGGCGACGACGACGUGCGCCGCGUCCUCCGCAUGAUCGAGCCCAGGGUCUUCGGGGAGCCCCGGCGGAGCCCCCCGGCCGAAGGCGGCGGCGGGGAGGAGGGGGAGGAGGAGGAGGAGGCGCGGAAGAAGGCCAUCGAGGCGGGGGAGAUGGAGGAGGAGGAGAAGGAGGAGGAGGAGGAGGAGGAGGAGGAAGGGCUGGAGGAGGGGCUGCUGCAGAUGAAGCUGCCUGAGUCGGUCAAGCUGCAGAUGUGCAACCUGCUGCAGCACUUCUGCGAGCGGGAGCUGCAGCACCGCGUCGAGGCCAUCGUGGCCUUCUCGGAGCGGCACGUGGAGCGGCUGCAGCGCGACCAGCGGCGACGCUACGCCCGGCUCAUGCGGGCGCUCACCAUGUCGGCGGCCGAGACCGCCCGGCGCACCCGCGAGUUCCGCUCGCCCCCCCAGGAGCAGAUCAACAUGCUGCUGCAGUACAAGGGGGGGGCGGACGAGGAGGAGUGCCCGGUGCCCGAGGACAUCCGCGACGAGCUCCUCGACUUCCACAACGACCUGCUGGCCCACUGCGGCAUCGAGCUGGCGGGCGAGGAGGAGGAGGAGGCGGAGGAGACGUCCCUGCGGCAGCGGCUGCUGGGGCUGGUGCAGAAGGUGGUGGGGCUCCGCGGGACGGCGGCGCAGGAGGAGGCACCCCCCGAGGAGCCCCCGGUGCCCAGCACGCUGCAGGAGCUCAUCUCGCAGACGAUGGUGCACUGGGCGCAGGAGUCCUACAUCCAGAGCCCCGAGCUGGUGCGGGCCAUGUUCAGCCUCCUGCACCGGCAGUACGACGGGCUGGGGGAGCUGGUGCGCGCCCUCCCCAAGGCCUACACCAUCAGCGCCCACUCCGUCCCCGACACCACGGCGCUGCUCGAGUGCCUGGGCCAGAUCCGCUCCCUCCUCAUCGUCCAGAUGGGCCCCGAGGAGGAGAACCUCAUGAUACAGAGCAUCGGGAACAUCAUGAACAACAAGGUGUUCUACCAGCACCCCAACCUGAUGCGGGCGCUGGGGAUGCACGAGACCGUCAUGCAGGUGAUGGUCAGCGUGCUGGGCGGCGGCGAGUCCAAGGAGAUCCGCUUCCCCAAGAUGGUGACCAACUGCUGCCGCUUCCUCUGCUACUUCUGCCGCAUCAGCCGGCAGAACCAGCGCUCCAUGUUCGACCACCUCGGCUACCUGCUGGAGAACAGCAGCAUCGGCCUGGGCAUGCGGGGCUCGACCCCCCUGGACGUGGCGGCCGCCUCCGUCAUCGACAACAACGAGCUGGCGCUGGCCCUGAAGGAGCAGGACCUGGAGAAGGUGGUGACGUACCUGGCGAGCUGCGGGCUGCAGAGCUGCCCCAUGCUGCUCUCCAAGGGGUACCCCGACAUCGGCUGGAACCCCUGCGGGGGCGAGCGCUACCUCGACUUCCUCCGCUUCGCCGUCUUCGUCAACGGGGAGAGCGUGGAGGAGAACGCCAACGUGGUGGUGCGGCUGCUGAUCCGGCGGCCCGAGUGCUUCGGGCCGGCGCUGCGGGGCGAGGGGGGCAGCGGGCUGCUGGCCGCCAUCCAGGACGCCCUGCACAUCGCCCAGGACCCCGCGCGCGACGGGCCCACCGCCCGCAGGGAGCGGCGCCGGGAGCCGUUCGGGGCCGAGGAGCCGCCCGAGGAGAACCGGGUGCAUUUGGGCAACGCCAUCAUGUCCUUCUCUAACGCCGCCCUCAUCGACCUGCUGGCCGCGCCCCCCGAGAUGCACCUGAUCCAGGCGGGCAAGGGGGAGGCGCUGCGGAUCCGGGCCAUCCUCCGCUCCCUCGUGCCCCUGGAGGACCUGGUGGGCAUCAUCAGCCUCCCCCUGCAGAUCCCCACCCCUCGGCAAAGGUGGGGCUCGUGGGGGGCGCGGGACGGCAGCGUGGUGGAGCCGCGCAUGGCGGCCAGCUUCGUGCCCGAGCACAAGGCGCCCAUGGUGCUGUUCCUCGACCGCGUCUACGGCGUGGAGAGCCAGGAGUUCCUGCUGCGCGUGCUGGAGGUGGGCUUCCUGCCCGACAUGCGCGCCGCCGCCUCGCUCGACACGGCCGCGUUCAGCACGACGGAGAUGGCGCUGGCGCUGAACCGGUACCUGUGCACGGCGGUGCUGCCGCUCAUCACCAAGUGCGCGCCGCUCUUCGCCGGCACCGAGCACCGCGCCAUCAUGGUGGACUCGAUGCUUCACACCAUCUACCGCCUGUCCCGCGGGCGCUCGCUCACCAAGGCCCAGCGCGACGGCAUCGAGGAGUGCCUCAUGGCCCUCUGCCGGUACAUCCGCCCGUCCAUGCUGCAGCACCUCCUCCGCCGCCUGGUCUUCGACGUCCCCAUCCUCAACGAGUUCGCCAAGAUGCCCCUCAAGCUGCUGACCAACCACUACGAGCGGUGCUGGAAGUACUACUGCCUGCCGAGCGGGUGGCCCAACCAGGGCGUCAGCUCCGAGGAGGAGCUGCACCUCACCCGCAAGCUCUUCUGGGGCAUCUUCGAGUCCCUGGCGCACAAGCGCUUCGAGGCCGAGCUGUACAAGCUGGCCAUGCCGUGCCUGUGCGCCAUCGCCGGCGCCCUGCCCCCCGACUACGUGGACGCCAGCUACUCCUCCAAGACGGAGAAGAAGGCGUCCGUCGACGCCGAGGGCAACUUCGACCCCAAACCCGUGGAGACCCUCAAUGUCAUCAUCCCCGAGAAGCUGGACGGCUUCAUCAACAAGUACGCGGAGUACACCCACGAGAAGUGGGCUUUUGACAAGAUCCAGAACAACUGGACCUUCGGGGAGGCGGUGGACGAAGAGGCCAAGACCCACCCGAUGCUGCGCCCCUACAAGACCUUCUCGGAGAAGGACAAGGAGAUCUACCGGUGGCCCAUCAAGGAGUCGCUGAAGGCGAUGCUGGCGUGGGAGUGGGUGCUGGAGAAGGCGCGCGACGGCGACGACCGCCCCGACAAGAAGAAGCCCCGCAAGAUCUCCCAGUCCGCCCAGGCCACCUACGACCCCAGCCACGGCUACAGCCCCCAGCCCGUGGACCUGUCGGGGGUGACGCUGUCCCGGGAGCUGCAGGCCAUGGCGGAGCAGUUGGCCGAGAACUACCACAACACCUGGGGACGCAAGAAGAAGCAGGAGCUGGAGGCCAAGGGGGGGGGGUCGCACCCCCUGCUCGUGCCCUACGACACGCUGACGGCCAAGGAGAAGGCGCGGGACCGCGAGAAGGCGCAGGAGCUCCUCAAGUUCCUGCAGCUCAACGGCUACGCCGUCACCCGGGGGCUGAAGGACAUGGAGCUGGACACCUCCUCCAUCGAGAAGCGCUUCGCCUACGGCUUCCUGCAGCAGCUGCUCAAGUGGAUGGACAUCUCGCAGGAGUUCAUCGCCCACCUGGAGGCGGUGGUGAGCAGCGGGCGGGUGGAGAAAUCCCCCCACGAGCAGGAGAUCAAGUUCUUC